This is a messenger RNA of Rhodotorula graminis WP1, 837 nucleotides long. RefSeq lists its product as uncharacterized. The record is from RefSeq and is a predicted model, not a curated record. NCBI's taxonomy places the organism in Eukaryota, Fungi, Basidiomycota, Microbotryomycetes, Sporidiobolales, Sporidiobolaceae. Bases 5 to 517 code for a protein of 170 amino acids. The transcript has 5 exons.
AGCGAUGGACAAGGCCGCGCUUCAAGCUCAGCAGGCUCCGCUCAAGCAGCAGUACAGCGACAACCCGGCGGCGGCUCUCGUCACGCUCUCGUCGACGUCGACGCUCGAGGAGGGCGACGGCGUCGCGUGCUCUCUGUCGGUCGGCAAGGCGCUCAAGAAGGCGGGCCUGCACGCCAUGGCCGGCGGACAGGACGCAGAGCAGCUCUGCUCAGGCGACAUGCUCCUCGAGUCCUUGGUCGCCUGCACCGGCGUGACGCUCAAGGCCGUCGCGACGUCCCUCGACAUCCCGGUCAAGAAGGGCGCGAUCACGGCCGAGGGAGACCUCGACUUCCGCGGCACGCUCGGCGUCGACAAGUCGGUCCCGGUCGGCUUCCUCGCUAUCCGCCUCAAGUUCGACCUCGACUGCCCCGACACGCCGCGAGAGAAGAUCGACCUCCUCCUCAAGCUCACCGAGCGCUAUUGCGUCGUGCUGCAGACUCUCAAGAACGCGAUCCCUUGCGAGAGCGUCGUUGUGUAGCUCGAGCCGGGGGAGGACGAGGAAACGAAUCGCAGUGCAAACUAUCUUGUACAGCCCUUCCCGCUCGCCUGCCCGACUCAGAAGUGCUCCUUUGCCGGCCUGAGGUCCAUCUCGAGCGUCCAUGCGUCCGGCCCUUGCUCGUGCAGGUACAGGUAGCACUUGGCGAUCGACUCGGGCGAGAGGCGCUGCUUCUCGUCGCGCAUCCAGUUGGGCUCCUUGCCAGGACGGUUGCCAAAAUUCUUCUCGGUGCGCGUGGUGAGAAUCGUGCCGUCGACGACGCGACGUGCACACCCUCAGGACCGUACUCGCGAGCGAUCGAC